Messenger RNA from Eutrema salsugineum, 1576 nucleotides. Its product is annotated as 1-aminocyclopropane-1-carboxylate synthase-like protein 1. The transcript has 4 exons. Bases 64 to 1512 code for a protein of 482 amino acids. Lineage: Eukaryota; Viridiplantae; Streptophyta; Magnoliopsida; Brassicales; Brassicaceae. Gene Ontology annotation, biological process: amino acid metabolic process; biosynthetic process. Gene Ontology annotation, molecular function: transaminase activity; pyridoxal phosphate binding. The record is from RefSeq and is a predicted model, not a curated record.
CACAAACAGCAACACACAUUGUUGUGUACAUACACACACACAAGAAGUUACUAGAUCGGAUAAAUGUCUCCCGACAAGAAUCUGCUGUCCGAAUUAGCUGUCGGUGACAAACACGGAGAAGAUUCGCCAUACUUCGACGGUUGGAAAGCUUACGAUAAUAACCCUUUUCAUCCUGAUCAUAACCCACAAGGCGUUAUUCAAAUGGGUCUCGCAGAAAAUCAACUUUGUUCCGAUUUGAUCAAAGAAUGGAUAAAGGCUAAUCCACAAGCAUCUAUUUGCACGGCGGAGGGCAUUGACGGUUUCUCCGACAUCGCUGUUUUCCAAGAUUACCACGGUCUCAAACAAUUUAGACAGGGAAUUGCAGCGUUUAUGGAGAGAGCGAGAGGAGGAAGGGUGAGUUUUGAGGCGGAGAGAGUGGUGAUGAGCGGCGGAGCCACGGGGGCAAAUGAGACGCUCAUAUUCUGUCUUGCUGAUCCCGGCGACGCUUUUCUCGUCCCUACUCCUUAUUAUGCUGCAUUCGACAGAGACUUAAGUUGGAGAACAGGGGUUAGAAUAAUUCCUGUGGAGUGUAACAGCUCAAACAAUUUCCAGGUCACAAAACAAGCCCUAGAAUCAACAUAUCUUAAAGCCCAAGAAACUGGUAUCAAGAUCAAAGGCGUGAUCCUCGCAAACCCAUCAAACCCUCUUGGAACAAGUCUUGACCGAGAAACUCUUCAGACGCUUGUCGGCUUCAUCAACGACAAACAAAUCCACUUAGUCUGCGACGAAAUCUAUGCAGCCACGGUUUUUGCAGAACCAAGAUUCAUCAGUGUUGCAGAGAUCAUCAAUGAGAUGGAUUAUGUUAACCGCGACCUGAUCCAUAUCGUUCACAGUCUCUCAAAGGACAUGGGUCUUCCCGGUUUCCGGGUUGGAGUGGUUUACUCAUACAACAAUGCUGUUGUGUCUUGCGCGAGGAGGAUGUCGAGUUUCGGGUUGAUCUCGUCACAGACGCAGAGCUUUCUAGCAGCUAUGUUAUCUGAUCAGAGAUUCGUCGAUAGUUUUCUUGAGGAGGUUUCAAAGAGAGUGGCGCAGAGACACCGUAUGUUCACUGAAGGGCUUAAAAAGAUAGGAGUUUCUUGCUUGAGAAGCAACGCUGGUCUAUUCGUCUUGAUGGAUUUGAGACACAUGCUUAAAGAUCAGAGCUUUGAGUCCGAAAUGGCUCUUUGGCGAGUAAUCAUCAAUAAGGUGAAGAUCAAUGUCUCUCCUGGCUCGUCGUUUCACUGCUCUGAGCCAGGUUGGUUCCGAGUCUGCUUUGCUAAUAUGGACGAAGACACACUCCACACUGGACUACGGAGAAUGAAAGACUUUGUGCUCGGAGACAGAGAGAACAAGAGCUGUAACAAGGAAAAGGAGAAGAAGAAACGAAAGAGUUUUCAAAAGAAUCUCAAGCUGAGUUUCUCUUCGAUGAUGUACGAUGAACAUGUUAGGUCACCGAGGUUGAUGUCCCCACAUUCACCAUUGCUCCGAACUUGAAAACGGUUUGAGUUAUACUUAAUAGACUGUCUAUACCCUAUAGAUAUUUACAAAAAGAGUAGAG